This is a messenger RNA of Pyricularia grisea, 1401 nucleotides long. RefSeq lists its product as uncharacterized. The record is from RefSeq and is a predicted model, not a curated record. Bases 1 to 1401 code for a protein of 466 amino acids. NCBI's taxonomy places the organism in Eukaryota, Fungi, Ascomycota, Sordariomycetes, Magnaporthales, Pyriculariaceae. The transcript has a single exon.
AUGGGAGUAUCUCUUGAAGAGCAUAUAUUCAACUGGGAUGUUAACCCCCAGCUUCAGUCAACAUUCUUCAAUGCCCUACCUGCAGAACUAAGGCUCCAGAUAUACCGAAAUGCCCUUGCGUCCUUCUCCCUGACCGCCACUCCGUCAGAUGGCGCACUCACCAGGAAACCGCACAACUUUUGCCUUCGCUUUGAUCAUGAAGGCGACCCAGACGAUGACCUCCGUGGCAAGCCCGGCGAUGAACACGGAGCUGAGAUGCCCGACAUAGUCCCCGAGCUUGCAAACGCAGCCCCCGGCUGCACGCAACCAAACGAGCGCCCCGACUUCUACGAGGAGAAAUGCAUGUCGUUGAACAUGCUGCUCUGCUGCAGGAGACUGCUGAUGGAAGCACGGCCCAUCAUGUUCGAGGCCGAACGGAACUACCAGUUCAGCAGCGACCCGCGCUCGACCCUUUUAAAAUGCUCAGGGGGUCCCGGCCACCAAGGCUUCUUGGAUCGGAAUCCGGAGCUGCAGUGGGAGAAGAAGUUCCGCCGCGUGCGCUUCUUCGCGCCGAUAUCCAAAUACCACGCCGUCUUUUCGCACCACGCCAACCUCCUGACCCACGUCCAGCACCUCCGCAUCACCGUGCGCCGGACCGACUGGCGACUCGGCGUCGUCUCCGGCCAGCCCGAGACAACGGGCAUCCCGCCAGCGUCGUGUUUCGGGUGGCUUCAGGGCCCGCUUCAGAUAAACCCACUCGGGCCGCCUGCGGGACCUCUGACUGAUCGAUUCCGGGAAACGCGGCACGAAAAUCUCAACAUAGGGCACAUGGGGGCCAUGAUGAAGGCCACGGCGGAGUUCGGACGGACCCCACAGGACUCCGCGCUAGCCCACAGCGCCGCUGGCCGUCCGAGCUGGAUGCCGCCGCAGGUCCGCUACACGGCUGGGAUGUGGGGGCGCGAGUUCCUUAACAUGCCGUGCAUCAAGACCUUCACCAUGGACUUUGACACCACGCAGGACAAGCGCGACCAGCUCGCGGCCAUCGUGGAGUGGGCGGUCCGCACCUGGCGCUUCCCGCUGAACCCGGCCCACGGCGGCGGCCACCACUACCUGGCGGCGGAGGAGGCUUCGGUGACGAAGAGGUCGUGGCGCGGCACGGCUGGGGAUUGGGACUGGCUCGGCCCCUGCGCGACGUGCCGUCCUCGGGUGGAGGGCACGGCUGGUGAGGAAACGGCGAGGGAGGUCUCGGAGCUGUGCUUGAUUCCUGUACAUGCAAACAUCGUGUCAAAGUUUCGUAGGGGGUUGGGACCGAGGAUGUAUUCGUGGUCGGUGACUUGGACACCGAGAAAGUAUGAGGGUUCGGAGAAGUUUCCUUAUGAGGAUUUAGAAUGCUUGGAAGUGCUACCAGGAGACUUAAAAUAA